Molecule: messenger RNA, 3285 nt
Organism: Setaria italica (foxtail millet)
Lineage: Eukaryota; Viridiplantae; Streptophyta; Magnoliopsida; Poales; Poaceae
Product: KIN14B-interacting protein At4g14310
Exons: 3
Coding region: 66-3143 (1025 amino acids)
Molecular function (GO): protein binding
Source: RefSeq, a predicted model, not a curated record
UCCAGUCUCCCCCGAAUCCCCACCCCCGCACCCCCAAACCCUAGCCCUGCAUCGCCACCCCCGCCAUGUCCUCCCGCCUCAAGGACCGCGGCGGCGGCGGCGCUAAGGCCGCGGCCUCGCGCCCGCUCACCCCCAAGCCCUUCUCCAUCUCUUCGUCUGCCCGGCGCACGACCGCCGCCGCGGCCGGCAAGGAGAACUCCGCGUCCAAGCCGGCCAAGCCCACCUCCGCCGUGCGGUGGUCCACGUCGUCGCUCCCGCGGGCCAGCAGGAUCCAGAGCUCGGUGGAGUCCUCCAAGCUCGUCUCCACACUCAGGGCUCCCGUGCUGCCGGGGAGGGCUUCCAUCGGGAAGGACCCCGUGCCGGACGCGGGCUUGCGGCGAAGCGUGAGCGGUGGGAUCAGGUCUUCUUCCGUAGAGAAAGGGAGGAGGUCGGUAAGUGCUGUUGGAUCCAGGGCCUCGGAGGCUAGGAGAGGGAGUGGUGGUGUUGGAAGUGAUGAGAUUAGCAGGAGACGGGAGGGGGUUGAUGCGAAGUCCAAGGGGUUGGAUGGGAUCAGUAGGAGAAGGGACGACCUUGAUGCCAAGGCAAAACAAACUGGUGAGAUUGAUAGGAAAAGGGAUAGCUUUGAUGCAAAGGCCAAGCAGGUCAGCGGGAAAAGAGAUGGCUUUGGUGCGCAUGUGGUGAAGCAACGUGAUGAGAUAAAAGGAAAAACAGAGAUCUGUGGUGCUAAUAUGAAGAGGCAGAGUGAAGAGAUUGGUGGAAGAAGAGAGGGCUCUGAUUCAAAGGCAAAGGCAGGUGAAGAAAUCAGUGGGAGGAAAGAGGGGCUCAAUAUCAAAUUGGUAAAGGAGAUCCCUGGAGAAAAUGCUGAUUCAGGAGAAGCUUCUUCCAAUGCUGCAGAUUUUUCUGCUACCCAGAAGGAUGAUGAAGAAGGAAAUGGUUCUGUCAUCCCAGUGUUCACUGUCCAUGUGGUGGACCCAAUUGAUGUUCCUGGUGCAGCGAGGGAACAGCAAAAGAAUAAUGAGGAGUGUAAGAAGCAGGAAGAAAAGAGCAAAUUGGCAGACAAGAUUAGAGUUUUUGAGAAAGCUGCUGCAGGUGGGGAGGGAAGGUCAGCUAAACCUGUGUCUGCUGUUAACAAGUACCCAAGCAAACUUCAUGAGAAACUAGCAGCGCUAGAAGGAAGGGUUCAGAAGAUUGCUACUGAUAUCAAGAAAACCAAAGAAAUGCUUGAUGAGAACAACCCGGACGAGCCAAAGCAGAUCCUGUCAAAUAUUCAGAAGGAAAUCAAUGCCAUUGAGAAGGCGAUUUCUCAUGUCAAGGAUGAUAAUAAGAUACAGCUAGGUACUGCAGAUAGCAGUGAAUGUGAGAGUUCCCAUGCUGAAAGCGCUGCAAAAUGUACUGUUGCGAAGCCAGGUGGCCUGAAGCAUGCUGGAAAAGGGCUGAAUACUGAUGAACUGGAGGCAAGGUUUUUUCCACAUCACAAAUUGUUGAGGGAUCGUAAAUCUUCAACAUCUACUCACCAUGAUUCAUCUGCGGAUACAAAGAGGGUUAUUCCUGGAACAACAGGACCUGCUGCCCCUGACCCUGAUGAUGAUGAGAACUGUAUAGCCAUGGAGUUUCUUGCUUCUUUAGAUGGUGAAGAAAAUGACUUUUUCAAGGACCGCCGUGCUAAGAAAUUGGAAAAGAACAAGAUAUAUGAAGUAGCAGAUGCAACCAGCAAGACAUCGAGCCAAGGUAGCUCAAAGAAUCCAGUUGGUCCCAAUCACAAGGAGGAGAUUGAAUUGCUUGCUAAAGAGAAACUAGAAGAGUUUGAUGAGCAAGAAAACAAGCCCUCCAUGAUGGUUCAGGAGGAAACAGAGGAGUCUUGCAGUGAUCAGUUAUCAGGUAUAGGAAACAAGUCUUCUACGGGUGGAUGGUUUGUUUCGGAGGGGGAAGCUGUUCUUCUAGCUCAUGGUGAUGGCACAUGCUCCUAUUAUGAUAUUGCAAACCAUGAGUUCAAAUCUGAGUACAAGCCUCCCAGCAUGGUAUCGAAUAAUACGUGGGGCGAUUGCUGGUUGAUUCGCGCCCCAGGUGUAGAUGGAUGUUCUGGUAGAUAUGUGGUUGCUGCAUCUGCUGGCAAUGCAUUGGAGCCUGGGUUUUGCAGCUGGGAUUACUAUACCAGAGAAGUAAAAGCAUUUCAUAUUGAGGAGGAGGCUUCUCAUGAUCCUGCUCCACCACCCCGGGCUGUUCUUGGACCUCUCUCUAAUUUAGGUUCAUCAAGAUCUAGCUCUGCGUUGUCAAAUGGAGAAACACAACAAUGGUGGUAUAAACCUUGUGGACCUCUCCUGCUUUCUACUGCUAGCAAGCAAAGGAUGGUCACAGCUUACGAUAUCCGUGAUGGUGAUGUAGUGAUGAAAUGGGAAGUUAGCAGUCCAGUAAUGGGAAUGGAAUACUCGAGCCCGCUACAAUGGCGUAGCAGGGGAAAAGUAGUAAUUGCAGGGAUCGAGUCAAUAGGGUUGUGGGAUGUGAAUUCGCUUAACCCACAACCCUUGCUGUCUGUUGCUUCUUCUGGUAAGAAAGUGUACUGCCUUCAUGUGAAUAACACUGAUGCUGAGGUGGGCGGGGGAGUGCGUCAAAGGGUUAGUUCAUCUGAGGUGGAAGGAAAUGAUGGUGUUUUCAGUACGCAUGAAAGUGUUAAUGUAUUCGAUUUUCGUGUACCUGCUGGCAUUGGUCUUAAAAUAGCAAGACAUGGCGGUACGGCAAACUCAAUCUUCUCACGUGGAGAUUCAGUAUUUAUUGGUAGCACAGAAGGACGGCUGCAAAUAAAAGGUGGUUUGAGGUCACGAGUUCAGCAAUACUCUUUGAGAAAGGGGAAGCUUGUUGCAACCUAUGAGUUACCAGAAUUCAAUGCUCAUUUCCAUCAUUCUGCGAUAACUCAAGUAUGGGGCAACUCGAACCUUGUCUUGGCUGCUUGCGGUAUGGGGCUGUUUGCCUUUGACACAUUUAAGGAAGACAUACAGCCAACUUAUAGCUUUGACCGUGGAAACACCAUUGGAGUGAGAGAAGCUAUUGGCCCUGAUGAUUUGUACUGUCCUACAUUUGAUUACUCAUCAUCAAGGGUUCUUCUUGUCUCAAGAGACCGACCAGCGCAGUGGAGGUACUUGUCGUAGCUAUCUAUUUAUCGUUUAUUUGUGUGCAAUGUGUGUCAUGUAAUAUAUGUACUUUAUUUAAGGUUCACUUCUGGUGUCAUCUGCUGUGUCAAGCAUCUUGCUUUCACAGUUUCACUGUACUAGCAAUAUUAUCUUGUUUUCA